AUGGAGAAACUCAGAGAAACCGUUGCUAGCAUAGAUGCUAUAGAUGAAAAUGGUUGCACGGCAUUACACAGAGCUGUUGAAUCCAACAAUGUUAGUAUAGUUCAGGAACUCAUUGAGAAUGGGGCUACAGUAGAUGUUCAUGACAAUCAGCAAAAAACUCCUUUGCACCUUGCAACAAUUAAGGGAUAUAUUCCGAUAAUGAAAACUCUUAUUCAAGCAAAUGCAGAUAUAUAUAACAUUGAUACUUGUGGCAAUAUGGGUGUUUAUGAUGCAGCAGUGGGUGGGAAAUGUGAUGUCAUCACAGUUCUGGUAGAGUCAGGGUUUGAUGUAAACUGCAAAAAUCAAAAAAGAAAUACAAUGCUUCAUUUAGCAGCUUCUGAAGGUCACAGAGAAUUAGUGCAACUCUUGAUCAGUAAAGGGGCAAAUGUCAAUGACAAAAACAACAAUGGUCUCACACCAUUACAUGCAGCUGUUCAAUUUAACAAUGAUAGUGUAGUUCAGGAACUCAUUGAGAGUGGGGCUAGAGUAGAUGUUCAUGACAAUGAACAAUGCACCCCUUUGUAUCUUGCAAUAUAUAGUGGAUAUUUUAAGAUAAUUAAAACUCUUGUCCAAGCAAAAGCUGAUAUAUACUACGAAAAUGAAACUUAUAAAGAUAUGGGUGAUCAUAAUGCAGCAUUGGGUGGGAAAUGUGAUGUCAUUAAUGUUCUGUUAGAGUCGGGGUUUGAUGUAAACUGCAAAACUAAAGAAGGAAAUACAAUGCUUCAUUUAGCAACUUGGAAAGGUCACAGAGAAUUAGUGCAACUCUUGAUUAGUAAAGGGGCAAAUGUCAAUGACAAAAAUAACAUUGGUUGGACAGCAUUACAUGCAGCCGUUGCAUUUAACAAUAUUAGUUUAGUUCAAGAACUCAUUGAGAAUGGGGCUACAGUAGAUGUUCAUAACAAUAGUCAAUACACUCCUUUGCAUCUUGCAACAUAUUGGGGAUAUAUUCCAAUAAUGAAAAUUCUUAUUCAAGAAAAUGCUGAUUUACACAAUAUCAGUACUUAUGGCUGUAUGGGUGCUCAUGAUGUAGCAUUUGAUGGGAAAUGUGAUAUCAUCCGAGUGCUGUUAGAGUUGGGGUUUGAUGUAAACUGUAAAUCUAAAAAUGGAAAUACAUUGCUUAAUAUAGCAGCUUCAGAAGGUCACAAAGAAUUAGUGCAACUCUUGAUCAGUAAAGGGGCAAAUGUCAAUGACAAAGGCUACAUGGGUUGCACACCAUUACAUGCAGCUGUUCAAUCAAACAAUGUUAGUGUAGUUCAGGAACUCAUUGAGAGAGGGGCUACAGCAGAGGUUCAUGACAAUCAACAAUGCACUCCUUUGCGUCUUGCAACAAUUAGGGGAUAUAUUUCGAUAAUGAAAACUCUUAUUCAAGCAAAAGCUGAUAUAUACUACGAAAAUGAAACUUAUAAAGAUAUGGGUGAUCAUAAUGCAGCAUUGGGUGGGAAAUGUGAUGUCCAUUAA
This is a messenger RNA of Macrobrachium nipponense, 1497 nucleotides long. RefSeq names its product putative ankyrin repeat protein RF_0381. The transcript has a single exon. Gene Ontology annotation, cellular component: ciliary inversin compartment. Gene Ontology annotation, molecular function: protein binding. The record is from RefSeq and is a predicted model, not a curated record. Lineage: Eukaryota; Metazoa; Arthropoda; Malacostraca; Decapoda; Palaemonidae. Bases 1 to 1497 code for a protein of 498 amino acids. Gene Ontology annotation, biological process: protein localization to ciliary inversin compartment.